AGAUGCAUGAGUGUCAUGCAGUCCGGGACGCAGAUGAUCAAACUGAAGCGUGGGACCAAAGGGCUGGUCCGGCUCUUCUAUCUGGACGAGCACCGGACAUGCCUCCGAUGGCGGCCCUCCAGGAAGAGCGAGAAGGCAAAAAUUCUUAUCGACUCCAUUUACAAAGUCACGGAGGGCCGGCAGUCAGAAAUAUUCCACCGGCAGGCUGAGGGGAGCUUCGACCCCAGCUGCUGCUUCACCAUCUACCACGGGAACCACAUGGAAUCCCUGGACCUGAUCACCUCCAAUCCCGAGGAGGCGCGCACAUGGAUCACCGGCCUCAAGUACCUGAUGGCCGGCAUCAGCGACGAGGACUCCCUGGCCAAAAGGCAGCGGACCCAUGACCAGUGGGUGAAGCAGACCUUCGAGGAGGCAGAUAAGAACGGGGACGGGCUACUGAACAUCGAGGAGAUCCACCAGCUGAUGCACAAGCUCAACGUCAGCCUGCCCCGGAGGAAGGUCCGCCAGAUGUUCCAGGAAGCCGACACAGAUGAGAACCAGGGCACGCUGACCUUUGAAGAGUUCUGUGUGUUUUACAAAAUGAUGUCCUUGAGAAGAGACCUCUAUCUGUUACUCUUGAGCUACAGUGACAAGAAAGAUCACCUCACGGUGGACGAGCUGGCUCAGUUUUUGAAGGUGGAACAAAAGAUGAGCAAUGUGACGGUGGACUAUUGUCUUGACAUCAUCAAGAAAUUCGAAGUUUCAGAAGAAAAUAAGGCGAAGAAUGUUCUUGGCAUAGAAGGCUUCACGAACUUCAUGCGCAGCCCUGCGUGUGACAUCUUUAACCCCGUGCACCAGGAGGUGUGCCAGGACAUGGACCAGCCGCUCUGCAACUACUAUAUUGCGUCCUCGCACAACACCUACCUGACUGGGGACCAGCUCCUCUCGCAGUCCCGAGUGGACAUGUAUGCCCGCGUGCUCCAGGAGGGCUGCCGCUGCCUGGAAGUUGACUGCUGGGAUGGGCCAGAUGGAGAGCCAGUAGUUCACCACGGCUACACGCUCACGUCUAAGAUUCUCUUCAGAGACGUGGUGGAGACCAUCAACAAGCACGCCUUUGUGAAGAAUGAGUUCCCCGUGAUCCUGUCCAUUGAGAACCACUGCAGCAUCCAGCAGCAACGGAAGAUCGCCCAGUACCUGAAGGGGAUAUUCGGGGACAAGCUGGACCUGUCAGGUGUGGAUGCCGGGGACGGCAGGCAGCUCCCAAGCCCUCAGAGCUUGAAAGGCAAAGUUCUGGUGAAGGGCAAGAAGUUGCCUUACCACCUUGGGGAUGAUGCAGAGGAAGGAGAGGUGUCGGAUGAGGACAGCGCCGACGAGAUUGAAGAUGAGUGCAAGUUUAAGCUGCACUGCAAUAAUGGGACCACAGAACAUCAAGUAGAGUCUUUCAUAAGGAAAAAACUGGAGUCCCUGUUAAAGGAGUCUCAGAUCCGAGACAAAGAAGACCCUGACAGCUUCACAGUGAGGGCGCUGCUGAAGGCCACACACGAGGGCCUGCAUGCUCACCUGAGACAGAACCCCGAUGGGAAGGAAAGUGGGAAGAAAUCACAGGCACGGGCCCUCAUGACCAACUUUGGAAAGCACAAGAAAGCCACAAAGUCUCGGUCAAAGUCGUACAGUACGGAGGAAGAGGAGGACUUGCAGCAGAACCCGGGCAGGGAGGGCGGCCAGAUGUGCAGGCUGGGCCGCCGGAGGAAGACCAUGAAGCUGUGUCGAGAGCUGUCUGACCUGGUCAUCUACACGAAUUCCGUGGCCGCCCAGGACAUCGUGGAUGACGGCACCACGGGCAACGUGCUAUCCUUCAGCGAAACCAGGGCACACCAGGUCGUCCAGCAGAAGCCAGAGCAGUUCAUGGUCUACAACCAGAAGCAGCUGACUAGGGUUUACCCCUCGGCCUACCGCAUUGACUCCAGCAACUUCAACCCCCUGCCCUACUGGAACACGGGCUGCCAGCUCGUGGCCCUGAACUACCAGUCCGAAGGGCGAAUGAUGCAGCUCAACCGCGCCAAGUUCAAGGCCAACGGCAACUGUGGCUACGUGCUGAAGCCUCAGCAAAUGUGCAAAGGUACUUUCAACCCUUUUUCUGGUGAUCCACUUCCGGCCAACCCUAAAAAGCAGCUCAUCCUGAAAGUGAUCAGUGGACAGCAGCUUCCCAAACCUCCAGACUCCAUGUUCGGGGACCGGGGCGAGAUCAUCGAUCCUUUUGUGGAAGUAGAGAUCAUUGGAUUGCCAGUAGACUGCUGUAAAGACCAAACACGAGUGGUGGAUGACAAUGGAUUUAACCCUGUGUGGGAAGAAACACUGACAUUUACCGUCCACAUGCCAGAAAUCGCCCUGGUGCGGUUCCUCGUGUGGGAUCACGACCCGAUAGGACGAGACUUUGUGGGGCAGAGGACCGUGACCUUCACCAGCUUAGUGCCCGGCUACCGGCAUGUCUACCUGGAAGGACUCACAGAAGCCUCCAUUUUUGUCCACAUCACAAUCAACGACAUCUACGGGAAGAACAGGCAGCUCCAAGGCCUGAAGGGGUUGUUCACCAAGAGCCCCAGGCCCAGCGCUUCAGAAAACAGUUCCCACUACGUUCGGAAACGGUCCAUCGGAGACAGAAUUCUGCGCCGGACAGCCAGCGCCCCAGCCAAAGGCAGGAAAAAGAGCAAAAUGGGCUUCCAAGAAAUGGUAGAGAUCAAGGAUUCCGUGUCUGAAGCCACAAGGGAUCAGGACGGAGUCCUGCGAAGAACCACUCGGAGUCUGCAAGUGCGCCCAGUCUCCAUGCCCGUGGACCGGGGUCUCCUGGGGGCCUUGGCACUCCCACUCCCCAUGUCCGUGGCCCCUACUGCCACGGGGGCAAAGGAGAGCUCUCCGGCAGAAGGUAAAGAUGGCAGAAGAACAGGACAGGCCAGUAGAAAAGGCCCACCUUUUCCAGAUUUCAACCAAGAGCUGUCUUCACCCUCCUCUUCUGCCCUCCUCCAUAAAGACGCCAGCCCGGGGGCCACCCAUGUCCUCUCCACCAUGGUCCCCACCCAGCCACAAGCCACCAGUGACAACGGCCAGGAGGGCCCCGGCCCUAGCCCGUCUCCGGGGCUCCAGUCCACCCUCCUCCCCCACUCUUACCCAACACAAAACCUGCGAGAUAAGCAAGCCAAAGAAGGGGGAAAAGCGGAGGGCGGGCACAGCACCCUCUCCACAGGCGGCCUGUGGGGCGGCCGGGCCGGGGCGCGAGCAUCCUUGUCUCUGUCAGACAUGUCCGCGCUCUGCUCUGCCGCUCCUGACCUGCACUCCACAGCCAUCCUGCAGGACACAGACGUCUCCCUCCUCCUGGACAACGCCACCUUCACGGGCGACACGGAGCCAGGCAGCUCCAUCUCAGCACUGAUCGCACGCUUUGAGGAGCCUCACGUCCAGGCUGGCUAUCCUCCCCUGGCCUCCCAGCGUGGAGGCUCUGGGGACGAGGCUGUCCCGUCCUUCCUGUCGUCCCUGGAGCUCAGCCCACUCCUCAAUCCUGAGAGCUUCGCCACCCCCACUGGGACCACCCGCCCUCCCCACUCCAAAUCCACGCCCGAGGAGGCCCCUUGUGCUACAAGCCUACGGGAGUCCCCUGAUGCUCCUCGUGGUAGGUUCCCCCAAACUCCCACCCGUGGGAAGCACUGGGAGCUGCUAAGCAGCAUUAGCCCUGCCCCGUCCACCGAACUGACCCUGAGCUAUGACAUCAUGGCGGGCCCCGUGCGCUGCUUGGAUUCUGGAGAGAGCAGCCUGGUAGAAAUGGACGGCGCGUCAGGAGAUCUGUCUCUGACCACCUGCCACGAAGGAGGCUUGGGUGCCACUCCACUCGCCUGUCCAGUCAGGCUGGAAUACGGCCAGAAUGUGCUGGAACCCUGCCCGAGAGACUGGAGGAAUGGCUGUUGUGCGGAGACGCUCCGGUCUCACCACUGGGAAAUUCUCCCCAACGGUGAGAGGCCUCCACACCCGGCCUCCCAGGGUGCUGGUGCUGAGCACCACGUCCCGGCCUCACAGAGAGGAGGGCGCCAGGCCAGUGAGCCCCAGCAGGCCACUGUCCAGGGUGUGCAGGCCGCCGGGCCGGCCCCAAGGCCACCUGCUGCCCUGUCCAGUCCCUGCAAAUCCAAAAGCCUGGGGGACUUGACCUCGGAGGACAUCGCCUGCAACUUCGAGAGCAAGUACCAGUGCAUCAGCCGCAGCUUCGUGCCCACGGGUGGGGCGGGCAGGCCGGGGGCGGCCGCAAGGACGUCCGGCCUGGGGCCUCUGGACGCCCUGACCCAGCAGCUGCGGCAGCUGGUGAACUUAGAGCAGGAGGAUGGCUGUCAGGUGCGGGACUCCAGGCAGGAGGCCGGCCAGCUGCCGCGGGCGCUGGUGCGGAAGCUGUCCUCCAGGAGUCAGAGCCGAGUUCGGAACAUCGCCAGCCGUGCCAGGGAGAAGCAGGAAGCCAGCAGGCCGAAGGGGGGUGACGCUGGCCCGGGGGGCGGCGUGGUUCUCAGGAAGAGGCCGCCGGCGCCUGGGCUGGCUGUGAACCGCCACUCCACAGGCUCCUACAUCGCGGGGUACCUGAGGCCCUCAAAGGGGGGUGCCCUGGAGGGCCGGGGCAUCCCCGAGGGGGCCUGCGCGGUGCUGCGCGGCCGCUGUGCCGACCAGUGCCGUUCAGAGGGCCCAGUUCUGCAGACUGAGCCGGGCCUGGACGAGAAACCGGAGAUUUAUUUUCUUCUGAGGCUGUGAUGCGUAUGAAGCGGA
This is a messenger RNA of Dipodomys spectabilis (banner-tailed kangaroo rat), 4773 nucleotides long. It is a transcript of the gene Plch1, whose product is annotated as phospholipase C eta 1. Bases 7 to 4758 code for a protein of 1583 amino acids. NCBI's taxonomy places the organism in Eukaryota, Metazoa, Chordata, Mammalia, Rodentia, Heteromyidae. The transcript is spliced from 21 exons. Gene Ontology annotation, molecular function: phosphatidylinositol-4,5-bisphosphate phospholipase C activity; calcium ion binding. The record is from RefSeq and is a predicted model, not a curated record. Gene Ontology annotation, biological process: lipid metabolic process; phosphatidylinositol-mediated signaling.